Scleropages formosus (Asian bonytongue) is the source of this 1427-nucleotide messenger RNA. Its product is annotated as flavin-containing monooxygenase FMO GS-OX-like 3. Gene Ontology annotation, molecular function: flavin adenine dinucleotide binding; NADP binding; N,N-dimethylaniline monooxygenase activity. The record is from RefSeq and is a predicted model, not a curated record. The coding region runs from base 1 to 1380 and encodes 459 amino acids. NCBI's taxonomy places the organism in Eukaryota, Metazoa, Chordata, Actinopteri, Osteoglossiformes, Osteoglossidae. The transcript is spliced from 8 exons.
AUGUCUUUAUGUGGGGGUUUGGCGAUUUACUUCUGUGUCUCCACUUCUCCUUGCAGACCACCGAAUGCAGAAAAAGUACGUGUGGCAGUGUUGGGCACUGGAGCAGCGGGGCUCUGUGCUGCCCAGCAUCUGCUGUCCCGGCCAGAAACAUUUGCCCCCCCUGUGGUGUUUGAGAUGACGGAGCGUGUGGGGGGCACCUGGGUGUAUGAGGAACGCACAGGUGUCUAUGACAAUGGCUGGCCCAUCCACAGCAGCAUGUAUAGGGAUCUCAGGACCAAUCUGCCAAAAGAAGUUAUGAUGUUCCCAGAUUUCCCCUUUGACCCCAAGCUUCCCUCCUUCCUGUCCCACCGGGAUGUGCUGCAGUACUUGGAGAGAUACUGUGAGAGCCAAGGCAUCAUGCCUCACAUAAAGUUUGGCACCAUGGUGGAGGAAGUCAAGCCUAUCACUGUGAUGACAGGGGAGGGAAAAACAACAUGGGAGGUGACCUCAUGUGCUGCCUCGGGAGGACGGCGAACAGAUACAUUUGACUCAGUGUUCAUCUGCAACGGGCAUUACUCUGUCCCAUACCUGCCAUCCAUUCCAGGGUUGGAGCAUUUCAAAGGAAGGGUAAUGCACAGUCACUCAUACCGAUAUCCUGAACCAUUUGCUGGUCAUUCAGUGGUGGUGCUCGGUGCAGGACCCUCUGGAGCAGACAUCUCUGUUGAACUGGCUGAUGUCGGUGCCCAGGUAAUUCUGAGCCAUGGAAAUACCCCAAUUAAAUGCCUCUUCCCCACUGGGGUCCACCAGGCCCCCCCUAUCAGUAAGGUGCUGGAGAAUGGGGAACUGCAGUUUCUGGAUGGGAGUUUGGCCCACCCCCAGGUUCUCCUCUUCUGCACAGGAUACAAGUUCAACUAUCCGUUCUUAGACACCAACAUUUUGGGCCUGCAGAUCCAAGACCACUGGAUCUCCCCACUCUACAAAUUUCUGGUGCCUCCAGCUUUCCCUUCCCUCUUCAUUGUGGGCAUCUGCAAAAUCAUCUGCCCCUUUCCUCACUUUGACUGCCAAGUUCGGUUUGCCCUGGCAGUGCUCGAUGGUACCAUCACCCUCCCCUCGCAGGCUGACAUGGAGGAGCAGAUUGAGAGGGAGACGGAGGAGAGGAUUAAGGAGGGUUUGGAGCUCAAUCAGUUAACAAUGAAGUCCAGGCAGUGGAAAUACUACCAGAUGUUGGCAAACAUGGCUGGGUUCAAACCCCCACCGCCUGUUACCAGGAGCCUUUUGGAAGAAGUGAUGUCACAGAGGCAGAAACACCCCCGACAGUACAGAGAGUUCAACUAUCGGAUUGUGAACGACACCCAAUGGGAGCUGUUGGAAGUGCAGGAUAGUGACCGCAGUAGAGACUGAGAAUAGAGGUGGGACCAGGAUGUGCUUUUAAAAUGUUGCCAAUUGUC